Molecule: messenger RNA, 921 nt
Organism: Emiliania huxleyi CCMP1516
Lineage: Eukaryota; Haptophyta; Isochrysidales; Noelaerhabdaceae
Exons: 2
Coding region: 1-921 (306 amino acids)
Source: RefSeq, a predicted model, not a curated record
AUGGCGCACGCAUCGCGCCCCGCCGCCGCUGCCGUGCGGCUCGGCUCGCCUGCCCUCGCGAUUGACCGCCGCGAGGCGAUCGCGGGCGGCGCCGCGGCUCUCGCGGCAACCACGUCUGCGCUCUGUGGAGGGCCGCUCCCGACGUACGCUGCAGACAUGAAGACCGUGGUGGUGGCCGGCGCGACGGGACAGACCGGCCGGCGCUGCCUGCAGCUGCUCACCAAGACUAGCGGCGUGACAGCGGUGGGAGGAGUGCGUGACCCGGCAAAGGCGGCGAAGAAGCUGUCCGAGUCCAAGAUUGAGGUGCGCGGCGCGAUGAUCGAGAAGGGCGCCGCGAUCGACGCGAGUGCGGUGAGCCUCGCGCCGCUCGACGUGGAGAAGGCGAGUGUCGACGACAUGGCGGGCACGCUGAAGGGCGCAGACGGCUUGGUAAUCGCCGUUGGAUUCGUCCCCGGCAACCCCUUCAAGAUGAACGACGCGGCGCACGCUGUGGACAACGUCGGGACGGUGAAGCUGAUCGAUGCGGCCAAGGUGGCGGGCGUGAAGAAGGUGGUGCUCGUCUCGUCGAUCCUCACCGACGCCGGCGCGUGGGGGCAGCUCGACUCGGCCGGCUACAAGAUCACCAACGCCUUUGGCAACGUGCUCGAGGAGAAGCUGGUGGCGGAGCAGUACCUGCGCAAGUCGGGCAUGGACUGGACGAUUGUGCGCCCGGGCGGGCUCAAGGCGGACCCGCCGACGGGCGCGCUCUUCGUCAGCGGCGAGAACACGCUCAACUCGGGCGAGAUCUCGCGCGACCUCGUCGCCGACGUGAGCGUCGCCGCGCUCUUUGACAGCAAGGCGAGCAACAAGGUGGUUGAGAUUGUCGAGAGCGACAAGGACGGCAAUGCGAAGAAUGGCGUCUUCAACGGGCUGAAGAUGUGA